This is a messenger RNA of Paramecium octaurelia, 4881 nucleotides long. NCBI's taxonomy places the organism in Eukaryota, Ciliophora, Oligohymenophorea, Peniculida, Parameciidae. The record is from the annotation of a GenBank genome assembly.
AUGAAUCUAUAAUACAUUCAGGUUCCUACAACUUAAAGUAGACAAUCAGUUACUUAUUAAACUACAUCAGGGAUACAAGCUAGUACUGAAAGGUAACUACUUGUGUCUAAUUUAGACGUAUAAGUGACAAUAUUUAAAACGGAAGAAAAAGUGUUUUAUUUGAAGAUAAGUAUCUGCUAUUGAAUAUUUAGACGAUACGAGGAAAUACUUCAAGAUAAUCGAAAAUUGAAAGAAGUGAUUGAAUAAUUGGAUAAGGAUAAUUAGCAAUUAAAACAGAUGUCAGGAGAGAGCUAUAAUCUUAAAUAGAAAUAUAUGAUUACUUAAGCAGAAUUGGAGGCUGCAUAAUAGGAGUUAGCAAAAUUGAGAACUCAACUCUUGAUGAGAAAUUCUUAAGAUGCAGAAUAAUCAACUCUCGUGACAAGAUACAAACAAGACGUAUCUGCAAUGACUCAACAAUAAAUCAAAUAUUAACAAGGUAAUAAGUUACUUAAUUUCAAAGAAAUAUCAUAGUUAAAUGCUAUUUUAGAAUAAUAGAGGAAAUAGGUUGAAGAGUUCUUAAGAUUAAAAAGUAAAUAUGAGCAGGAUAUCCAGAUAUAUAAAAGUAGGGCUUAGACUUUAGAAAUGGAGAUUAAAUAAGUGAAAGAGCAAAGGAACUCUACAACUUAAAAUGAAAUUUUAAGAUUGACUUAGGAAAUUGCAAGAUAUCAAUCUGAGGUAUAGAUUCGAUCAUCAGACAAAGAAUUAUAUGAAAGAACAAUACAGACUUUAAAUGAGAAAAUGAAGGAGAUGGAUAUGGACAUUCAGAUAUUGAUAUAAGCACAUAAUCAGAAUCAGUUAAAACUUGAAUUUGCUAUGGCUGAAUCAAAAAGUAAUAUGUAGUAUCAAAUUGAUUAACUAAAAUAAGAGAUGAUUUUCUAUUAAACUUAAUGUCGAUAAUGGUAGGAAAAAUGUUAAACUGCUGAAAUAUAAAAGGAGGAAAGUGAAAGAAGAAUUAUUUAGAUGGAGAUCAGAAUAAAUGAAACAAAAAAAUAAAUUGAGUAAUAGUAAAACGAUAAAAUUUAAAGGGAAAGUUAUUAAAUUCAUACUAUUCAAAAUGAGCUAGAAGUAUGGAAAGAAAAGUAUAUUUCCUUAGAAAUUAAAAUGAAGGAUUUUGACAAUUAUAAAAUUUAAAUAAUUGAAUUAGAAGAAUAAUUGAACUAUUUUAAAAAUGAUAAUCAUUAAAAGUAAGAGGAAGUAGAAAUCCUGAUUUCAGAAAUUAAAUAAUUACAAGAAUAAAAUAAUGGAUAUCGCUUAAACAUAACUUAAUUAGAGAAUCAAACCAGAAACAGCAAUGGAAGUGAUAGAUAUAAAUCUUAGAUUAGAUCUUUGGAAAACACUAUUAAUCAAUUAAAUCAACAGAUAAAUUCUUAUAAAAUUGAAACCAAAGAACUUGAGUAAUAAGUGAUGUAUCAUUAGAACAAGAACAUAAACGAGGAUUAUUUGGUAAAAGAAAAAGAUGAAGCAAUUUCAAAGUUAAAAUAUAAAUUGAAUAAUAUGGAAAAAGAACUUCGGAUUAUUUUUGAAGAGUAACUUAAAAUAGAAUAAUAAGAUUGGGAUAGACAAAAAUAAUAAUAAAUAGAUAGUCAAUUAAAAAAGAUUACAAAAAAAUAUGAAUCUGAAAUCUCCACUUUGAAGUAACAUUUUUAGUCAUUAGAAAUAGAGAAUCAAUCGUUAAACAAUCAAUAUGAACGAUUAAAGAAAGAAGGAGAAAGGGGUUUCUAAAGAUAAUCAGAAAUAGAAAAAAGUAGAAUUAUUGAACUAGAGAGAUAAAUUAUAUAAUUAGAGAAUUAACUAUCUUUGUAGAAGAAAGAAUUUUCGUUGAAAAUUGAAUAACUUAAUCAGUCCAAUCUAAAGGAGAUUUAUGAAACGUAACUUAAGUAGAUUAAUGAUAAAUUAUUGAGGGAAUAAAAUUAAGUAAAGUAAUUGAAUGAUCAAUUGAUAAUCGAAUAAAAAAGUACUUUCGAUUUAGAAAAUAGAUACUCUAAAGAAAUUAAGGAUAUUAAAUAAUAAUAGGAGAAGAGAAUUGAAAUUCAAUAAACAACAUAAUAUUAGUUUGAAUUAGAUAAUCAUCUAAGAGACUUAGAAAAACUAAGAAAGGAAUAUAGAAUGAUUGAGUAACAAUAUCAAUAAAUGGAAGUUCAGGUAAAAUUGUGGAAGGAAAAAUUCUAUGAAGAAUAAUAAAAGCAUCAAGAAAUUCGGCAAUAAUAUACAGAAAUUAGAUCUUAAUUCGAUUCUAAGCAGGGAUCUAAUUUGGAUGAAUCAAAGAGAAUAAAACAAUUAGAAUAUGAAAUAGAAUCAUUAAAAAAUAAAUGUAGUGAUUUAGACAGACAAUUAAAGGAUAAGUAAUUGGAAUUUGAGGAGUUGCGUUAAAGAAAGUAGGAAAUUAAACUUUAAACUAUUGAAGUUUCCUCAUAAUCUGAAAAACUUACGAUUUAAGAGUUAGAAUCUUAAAUAACAUCCUUAAAAUUGUAGUUGUAAUAAUUAAAUAAUUCAAAGUAAGAAGUUAUAAGAGAGACUAUAAGAGAAACAGUUCAGAUUCGAAGCUCAGAAGACAUCAAACUUAUUGAUUAACUUGAGGAAGAAUUAUAAUUAUGGAAAACAAAAUAUUAUGAGCUGGAUAGAAGAAGAAAUUAAGUUGUCGUUGAAAAAAUUAGAGAAGUUUCAUCUCUUGAAAGUGAUAGAUAAAAGAUUUACUAAUUAGAAUGUUAGCUUCAAUAAUUAGCAUUAAAAAAAUAACAAGUAAUCAGAGAGUAUGUAACAGAAAAAAUAGAGGUUCCAUUAUAGUCUGAUUAAAUAAGAAUAAGGCAAUUAGAAACUCAACUAAGUAACAUUCAAAGAGACUAUUAAAUGUUAAGUUUAAGGAAAUAAGAAACUUUGAAGGAAACUAUCACAGUUGAAGUUUCAUCUUAAGCUGAUAAAAACCGCAUCUAACAGUUAGAAACACAGUUAAGUUAAUUAUAAUCAGACUUAAUGGUUUUAAGACUUAAAAAAUAAGAAAUAAUCAAAGAGACAGUGAUAGAAAAGGUAGAAGUCUCAAUGGAAUCAGAUAAAUAGAGAAUUAAUUAGUUGCAGGAAUAGGUAGAAAGAUUACAGAGAGAUUAUUAAAUUUUAAUUAAGAAGAAAUAAGAGGUAAUAAAGGAAACAAUUACGGUUGAGGUUUCAUCUUAAGCUGAUAAAUUGCAGAUUUAGUAAUUAGAGACUUAAAUAUCAUAAUUAAGAACUGAGUUGCAAAUUGUAACAUCAAAAAAAUAAGAAGUAAUAAGAGAAGUAAUUACAGAAAGAGUAGAAGUUGCUUCUGAAGCUGAUAAAUAUCGAAUUGGAUAACUAUAAUAAUAAUUAUAGAAUUUAAAAAAUAGCUACGAGGUUCUAAGUAAAAAGAAGUAAGAAAUAAUAACAGAGACAAUCACUGUAGAAGUUCCUUCUUAAUCAGAUAAAUUUAAGAUUUCAUAGCUUGAGGCAUAAGUUUAAUAAUUAAGAUAGGAACUUCAGAUUUUAACUUUGAAGAAAUAAGAAGUUAUUAAAUAAGUAAAAAUAGAGAGAGUAGAAGUAUCUUCUUAAGCAGAUAAAUUAAGAAUUCAACAAUUAGAAUAGCAAUUAAAUAACCUAAGAUUGGAAUUUUAAGUUGCAACAUAGAAGAAAUAAGAAGUUAUUAGAGAAAUAGUUACUGAGAAAGUGGAAGUUAGUAAAGAAUCUGAUAGAAAAAGAAUUUUAGAAUUAGAGUAGGAUUUAUAUAAAGUAUAACAAGACUACAUUACUUUGAACAAAAUAAAAUCUGAAAUAAUUAAGGAGACUGUUACUAUUGAGGUACCAUCUUCUGUUGAUUAAUUUAGAAUUUAAUAAUUGGAAAUAGAAUUAUAAUAAGCAAAGAGUUAAUUAGAAUAAUAAUUCAAUUAUUCGUAAUAAGAAUAUUUUGCAUUAAACUAAAGGAUGUAAGAAUAAUAAAAGGAAAUGAUUACUGUUGAAAUACCAUCUGAGUCUGAUAAGUUUAAAAUAAGAUAGCUAGAAUCUUAAUUAUUAUCCUUAUAAGAAGAAUUAACUGAAAUUGAAGUAUAAAAUUAGAAUUUACAUUUUGAAAUCAGUAGAUUGGAACAAGAAAAUAAAAGACAAACAGAUAUUAUUUAAUAGCAAUUUUCUAUCAAGGACUUUUAGAGUUAAUUAUCUAAUAAAGAUAAAUAGAUCUUUUAAUUAUAGGAAAGCAUUUAAGGAUUACAAGUUACAAUUAGGACUCUAAGUAGAGAAAAUUAGACAAUAUCACAAUAAGCAAAUAGACAAUAAGUGUCUGAAAGGGACACAUAAACGUUAUUUUUUAUUUAUUGAUAGCAGUUAAAAGAUUGUGGAGUUAGAAACAAGAAUAUAAGGGCUUAAUCAGGAAAUCUCGAGGCAGAUAUUUAUGAAAGAUUAGAUUUAAAUAAAAUACGAUAACUUAGUUGAAAGAGUAAUCUAGAAAUUUAAUAUUUAGGCCAGAGAGUAUGAUUAAGAGAUAACUUUGCUGAGGAAUUAAUUAUAGAAGAAAAGAAAUACCUCUACAUAUGAUGGACCUAUAGCUUAUAAAACAUUUGAAAUUCAUAAAAUUGGAGAGGUUGCAAAUAAUGGGACAGGGCUAGUUUCAGGAUUCAAUUUAGAAGAUACUUAGAAAAUAAAAUCAAUAAUGAGUACACAAUAACUGAAAUCUGAAGUAUCAUUUUAAAUAUCAAACUUUUAGGAGUCAUAGUAUACUAUGAAAUCAAACUCAUUAGUAUAGUCAUUUAAUCCUUUAAGAAGUGAUGUAUAGAUUAUUUAUAUUCGUAGAUAAUUAAAUCUAAGGCUUAAUUGAAUAGAAUGGAAGAUAAGUUUUAUAAAUGA